UUAUAGUUUCGCGUGCAUUAAGGCGGGAUUGUAGCUUCGAUUCAUCUACGCCAUCUCGAUUGGUAAUAAAGGAACGGUGAUGGUUCGCAUAAGGUAACGAACGGAGACAAAGCUAUUGUGUUCUGGUUUUCGUAGCUAACGUCGCGUUCGCGAUUUUGGGAUGUUAGUCCCUUUGCAUGUAUUUAUUGCAUUGUAGACAGUGCUCAACGUUUCUACAAUGGCGCAGAACUGCUAUGAGGUAGAUGUUUUUGUUAUAAAUAGUGACGGUUGCUUAUCGCCAAAACUUCCAAAAUGUGUUCAAUUAAGAUUGGAUUACGACCCUGAGGGACUUAAUAUUAAAAUAAUCAAUGGUGACGGUAAUGCUUGCAUGGAAUUACCUGUACAUCCCACUACAGACUGCAGUCACGUGUCCUCCAAAUCAUUUGUAUAUAAUACGGAAAAUGAAACAUUAUUUAUAAAAUUUCGAGAAUAUCAAGAUGCCUGCAAUUUUACAAUGGCAGUGAAAAAGGCUAAAUCGGGUAAAGGAGCGUCCGUCUUCUCGGUGCGAACAGAAGAUUCCUCAGCCACACAGUAUUUUCAGUUUUACGGAUAUUUGUCACAACAGCAAAAUAUGCUACAGGAUUUUGUAAGGACCUACACAUACCAAAGAGCAAUACUAAGCAAUUUAAAUGACUUCAAGGACAAAGUCGUAUUGGAUGUAGGGGCUGGUUCCGGAAUAUUGUCAUUCUUUGCUGCUCAAGCGGGGGCUAAACGAAUAUACGCAGUUGAAGCUUCAAGUAUGGCUCAUUAUGCACAAAAAUUAGUCACAGCUAACAAUUUACAAGAUCAUAUAAAAGUUAUACCAGGGAAAAUAGAGGAAAUAGAAUUACCAGAGAAAGUGGAUGUCAUAAUAUCGGAACCAAUGGGGUAUAUGUUAUACAACGAAAGAAUGUUAGAAACUUACCUUCAUGCAAAAAAAUGGCUGUUUCCUGGUGGAAAAAUGUAUCCAGCUCGUGGCGAUCUUCACAUAGCUCCUUUUACAGAUGAUGCUUUAUAUAUGGAACAAUUUAGUAAAGCGAACUUUUGGUUUCAAACUUGCUUCCAUGGUGUAAAUCUGUCAGCGUUACAAAGUUGCGCUCUGAAAGAAUAUUUUAGGCAACCAAUAGUAGACACGUUUGAUAUUCGAAUUUGUAUGAGCAAAUCGAUAAGGCACGUGGUAGACUUUUUAGAAGCUUCAGAAACAGAUUUACACACAAUUGAUAUUCCAUUAGAAUUUCAUCUUUUAGAAACUGGCACUUGCCACGGCCUAGCAUUUUGGUUUGAUGUCGCAUUUGCAGGCUCACAACAAACAGUUUGGUUAAGUACGGGUCCCACUGAACCAUUGACACAUUGGUACCAAGUGCGUUGCUUACUUGAAAGGCCUCUAAUAGUGAAACAAGGACAACUGCUUACCGGCAGAGUAGUUCUAGUUGCCAAUAAAAGACAAAGCUAUGACGUAACAAUGGAAUUAUGUAUAGAAGGAACGACACAAUGUUCGUCAAAUACGUUAGAUCUUAAGAAUCCGUACUUUCGAUACACCGGUGCGCCCGUACAACCCCCACCAGGAGUGUCCAAUAUAUCUCCGAGCGAAAACUAUUGGAAUCAGUUAGAUGCACAGGGUGCGAGGAACGCCGUGAAUAUGGUAAACGGAAUGUCGGUUAACGGAUUAGGCGAAGUUUCUAUGGAUACAACGCAGGCAGUGAUUAAUAAUAACCUCAUAGCGAAUAAUUUGAUAGCGUUAGUUGAACCGGCCCAUCUUGCAGAGGGAAGUCAGCCAAAUAUCCAUCCCGGGUGUAUAUCCAGCACUGGACGGGGACGUGUUAUAGCCAGUCCGACAUCAACUCAUACAGCACAACUAAUCGGAGGUGCCAUAUCGCCGUCGUUAUUUUCAUCACCUAAUGCUGCUCAGCAACCGUUGGUAAUGGCAAACUAUCCAGUCACCGCUAAUUUAAUGAUAGGAGAUUAUGUAACCCCAGAAGACAGUGACAAGAUUUUGCUCAUUUACACGAAUGUCGAAAUCGGAGGGCAACUGGAGGAGCAUGACUACAUAGUGAAAUAAAAGGAAGUAGCAGAAGACUGUUUUUAUUAGAAAUUGGUAUAAAAGCUUUAUAUUUAUUAAAAUAUUUAUCAAUAGAGUAUAUAAAAUAAUUUCCUUUUAUAUAAAAAACGAAAAUAAAUGAAGCU
Messenger RNA from Photinus pyralis (common eastern firefly), 2202 nucleotides. RefSeq names its product histone-arginine methyltransferase CARMER-like. The transcript is spliced from 12 exons. The record is from RefSeq and is a predicted model, not a curated record. The coding region runs from base 218 to 2077 and encodes 619 amino acids. NCBI's taxonomy places the organism in Eukaryota, Metazoa, Arthropoda, Insecta, Coleoptera, Lampyridae. Gene Ontology annotation, biological process: peptidyl-arginine methylation. Gene Ontology annotation, molecular function: protein-arginine N-methyltransferase activity.